This is a messenger RNA of Hypomesus transpacificus, 939 nucleotides long. Its product is annotated as olfactory receptor 11H4-like. Gene Ontology annotation, biological process: G protein-coupled receptor signaling pathway. The record is from RefSeq and is a predicted model, not a curated record. NCBI's taxonomy places the organism in Eukaryota, Metazoa, Chordata, Actinopteri, Osmeriformes, Osmeridae. The transcript has a single exon. Gene Ontology annotation, cellular component: membrane. Gene Ontology annotation, molecular function: olfactory receptor activity; G protein-coupled receptor activity. Bases 1 to 939 code for a protein of 312 amino acids.
AUGGUAAAUAUGUCCAUAGUAACAGUUUUCACUCUGUCUGGGUUUGGAGACAUAACUGACUACAGGGUCCCUGUCUUCUCUGUCACUUUAUUGUGUUACUGUGUCAUUGUGCUAGUUAAUGUUACGGUCAUCACAACUAUCAUCUUUAACAGAAUCUUUCAUGUGCCAAUGUAUAUUUUUCUUUGUAAUUUGUGCAUUAAUGGACUUUUUGGUACUGCAGGAUUCUACCCCAAAUUUCUGAUGGAUCUGCUGUCUCGUUUGCAGGUCAUCUCCUAUGCAGCAUGUCUGUUUCAGGCUUUUGUCAUAUAUUCUUCUUUCUGCAUUGAUAUGUGUCUGCUAGCUGUGAUGGCCUAUGACAGGUUUGUAGCAAUAUGUACACCACUGCAAUAUCACUCUGUCAUGACUAAGCAGCGAGUGGCACAGUUAGUGUCUUUCUCCUGGAUUGCUCCUUUUGGUCUUAUAGCUACUGCUAUUAUAUUUACCUCCCAACUGAGGUUGUGUGGCUCACACAUACAGAAACUCUACUGUGCUAACUGGUUGGUUGCUAAAUUGUCAUGUGAUGCGACCAGUUGGGUAACUUCAUCCACACCAACCAAUGUAGUUGCAUAUGUAUCAAUAUUAUUCUAUAUUUUUCUUGGCAUUUUCAUAGUUUGCUCUUACAUGCAGUUGAUCAGAUCAUGUUUUAAGUCCUUGGAAAACAGAGGAAAGUUCAUGAGUACUUGUUUGCCACAUUUAUUUGCAUUAUUUAACAUUUCAAUUUCUGGUCUAUUCGAUGUUAUGCAUAUGCGUUAUGGCUCAAACGAUUUGCCACAGAGCCUUCAAAACAUCUUGGCUAUUGAAAUUCUAAUAGGUCCUCCAUUGUUCAACCCCCUCAUUUAUGGUCUGACACUAACUCAAAUUCGCAAUAAAAUACUGUGUAGAUGUUUGAAAAGGAAAUAA